Molecule: messenger RNA, 1670 nt
Organism: Clarias gariepinus (North African catfish)
Lineage: Eukaryota; Metazoa; Chordata; Actinopteri; Siluriformes; Clariidae
Product: interferon-induced protein with tetratricopeptide repeats 5-like
Exons: 2
Coding region: 52-1476 (474 amino acids)
Biological process (GO): defense response to virus
Cellular component (GO): cytosol
Molecular function (GO): protein binding
Source: RefSeq, a predicted model, not a curated record
CUCCUGCACUUGUUUUCACAUUGUGAUAUACAUAUACAGGGACUGAACAGAAUGAGUUCACACCAAGGCACAAAUUUAAAAGCCAGACUUCUUCAGCUGGAAUGCCAUUUUACGUGGGGUCUGAGGAAAAAUGAUACAGAUCUCACUUAUCUUCUGACUAGGCUAGAAGAACAGCUUAACCUGAAUCUUGGUGGAGAGAUAGGACUUGCACGCACAUACAACUAUAUGGGAUUUGUAAAGUUUCUACUAGGCUCCAAUACUGAGGCACUUAGCUACUUUGAGAGAUCUGUAGAGCUCACCAAGUCUCAUGGAAAUGACUGUGAAAAGCUGUUUGUUGUUGCUUAUGGAGACCUUGCAUGGUUACAUUAUCACAUGGAUCAUUUUACAGAGUGUGAAAGCUACCUGAAUAAACUGAGUGAAAUUAAAGAGAAAUAUCCUAUUAUUCCAUAUGCUAAAGUGCUUGGAGAGAAGGGGUGGACUUUUCUUAAAUUUUCUCGCAAAUAUUAUCACAUGGCUAAAGUCUGCUUCAGUGAUGCCCUGAAAUUGGACCCUGAUGACAGUGAAUGGAAUGCCGCCCUUGCAAUUGUUCUUCAUCGGACAGAGCCUAAAUUCGAAGAUACACCAAAUUCAAAUGCAAUUGAUCAAUUAAGACGGGCCAUAGACACUAACCCAGAUGAUGAUGUUCUUAAGCUAUAUCUUGCUAUAAGGUUGUUAGGACAAAAGGAGUACAAGGAGGCAGAGAGCCUAGUAGAGAAAGCCCUAGAGCGGUCUCCAGAACACCCUCAUGUGCUACGAUAUGUUGGGCAGUAUUUCCGGUAUCAAGGCAUUGUGGACAGGUCCAUUGCUCUGCUAACGAAAACAUUGGAGAAAGUGUCCAGCAAAGCUUUUAUACAUCAUCAGCUUGCACACUGCUAUAAAAAAAAGAUCACAAAUCUGAAAAAAUCAGGAAGGCAACACUUAGAAAGUGGAGAAAUUUUGCAUGCUCAAGAGCAAUGCAUCUACCACUUGGAGACAGCAGUUAAAUUGAAUCCCUGCUUUGUUAUUGCUAUAAGUGAACUGGCCCUGCAGUAUGGAGAAAGUGGGAAUGUGCAUAAAGCAGAACAAACAUUCCAGGAUGCAUUUGAGGCAGCUAAAAUAAAGAGAGAUAACUACCACCCUGUUCUUCUGCGUUAUGCAGAAUUUCAGCAAUAUUGUAUGAGAUGUGAGCCUGCUGCCCUCAAACACUACAUAGAAUGUCUGAAGAUAAACCCAAAUUCAUAUGAAGGAAAGAGAUGUGCUGAAAACCUAGAGAAGAUUGCAAAGAGAAGAAUUGAGAACAACCCACAAGAUGGAGAAGCCUUCGGAAUACUUGGAAUCAUUCAUAAGGAAAAAGGGGAAAAACAACAAGCCAUAAAGUACUUUGAGGAAGCAUUGAGCUAUGUAGACAAUGAGGAUUACCUCGGUGAUCUUUGUGAACUUAGGCUUUCAUUACAGUAAUAUUGUAAUACUCAUUCUGUAAUUUUCCAAUGUGUAAUAUUAUACACAGCCAACUAUUUACUAAUUUAUGAAAUUUAAUGGUAAUGGUGUAUUAUCUGAAAUAAUGUAUGUAAUGUAUUUCUAUGUAUCACCAAGAAUUGAAAUGUAGUUGAAUUGUAAUAGUUAAUAGUAAUAGUUCAGUUCUAUAUUAGAUA